AUGCCAAGGAGUAGAAAAACGAUAAAAUCCGUCCUCGAGGAAGCAGAGAGGCUUCAUAAUAAAAAAGGUGUUCAUCAACAGCUAAUAAAGAAAGCUAAACAGGAAUACGAAGACCUCGCAAAUCACGCUACACUGCUGAAGGAAAGCAAUCCAGAUGUUCACGAAGAAAUGAAGACUAGAAUAGAAAAAAUGCCAGGAAGUUUGCAUUUAAGGCUGGAGAAACCCAAAGACUUCGGCAGUCUACAUGACUUUUUAGUAUCUCAAAACAAAGAAAUAGAUGUAUGGAAAAGUUAUGCACUGUUAUUGGAAUGUCGAAAGCACAAGUUAGAAUCUUCACCUGCUAAGAAUAACAGAUCUGUUGUUAACUCUGCAAGGCAAAGAAAACCAACUAACGCAGGAAAGAGACAAAGCUCAGGACUUGUAGGCAAUGGAAAUAAUAAAGGACCAAGUCAACGCAUUAGAUCUCAGACAAUUGAAAAUGGUGAGACACAACAACAAAAGCAACAAUUCAGAGAAGAAAUUGAACAUAUUAAACUUAUGGAAGAAAACGAAAAACUCAGAGAAACAGUACGAGAACAAAAGCAACAAACUGAAGAACUUACAACAAGAUUAAGCAGAUAUGCAAGUCAACAAUUAACACAGGGAAACCCAAAUAUAGCUGACCUAAGUGAUAAAAAUCGACCAACUAAAAUUGGAGAGAAGUUUUCCUUAGUGUAUGAUGACCAAUGGUCAGAGGCUUUUGAAGCAUUGAAAGUAGGAGGAAAGACAGAGGAAACCGUAGUUACGGAGCUAGCACGUUUAGUUAAGGAAUGUUACAAAUUUUCUGAUGAGACUAAAGAUAAAAUGAGAAACGAAUUAGUGAAAAGAACAGCCGAGGUGAUCAGGAACCCGUUGCAAUCAUCAUUGUCAACUGCAGAAGAACCAAAAGAUGUCAAUUUAACAGGAUCAAAUGUUAUUUUUAAUGACCUUUUGAAAAAAUAUGGAGAACAGUCAGUCAAAUCUCUUCAAAUAGCGUUUAGAAAACAGAAGGAGAGCUACACACGUGAUAAAAGACUUACUGAUUAUCUGGACAUUCUGGUAGAACUCACGUGGAACAUGGUCGUACAGGAUCCGCCAAUGACCCUAAACUUUGCUAAGAACGGAGAAAAAAUAGAUGAAAAGUCAUUCAAACACUACAGCAAGAAAGGCAAUGUCGCACUCGUUUGUGUUUGGCCUGCUUUACACCUGUAUAAUGGUGGACCAAUUGUAUCAAAAGGCUUUAUUCUUCCUCAGUAAUGCUUUUUACUACUGCCAAUCAACAAUGUAUAUGAAGUCCAUAUUAAAAACUUUGUCAAUUUUCCCCCCAUUU
Molecule: messenger RNA, 1348 nt
Organism: Saccostrea echinata
Lineage: Eukaryota; Metazoa; Mollusca; Bivalvia; Ostreida; Ostreidae
Exons: 8
Coding region: 1-1275 (424 amino acids)
Source: RefSeq, a predicted model, not a curated record